UCGAUCGGACGUUAAAUCUCACACUAGCAGCGAACCAGCUCGCUGCUCAUCUCAUUUUCUCUCUCUCUAUACAUAUAUAUGUUAAUAAUUAUAUAUUUACAUCAACAUAAUUAAUAUCAUUAUUAUUACCGUUGUUUUAAUUGUUGCUGGUGUUGGAUGUGGUGGUGGUGGUGGCGGUAGUUGUUGCCGCCGCCGCCGCCGCCUUUACUGAGGUCGGGGGGGAAGCUGAUUAAAAGUGUGAGGAGGGAUUUAAUUAGGAAUUUAAUUAAGCAUCCAGCUUGCAAAAGGGGCAAAAGGAUCAGCUAAACUCUACCCUACUCUAACCCCUAUUUCUUACCGCCGUUUUCUUGGAACUUUCGAAGGGAAGGAUACCUUAGCAAGCUUGAUAUAGCUUACUUGGGAUAUCUUUUGGAGGAAUUGAGACACCCUGGACCUCACGCUGCUCCUAAAUUUGCUCCCUAUACUAACCCCUAUAUUGAGCUCUUUUCUGUCCCCGAUUUCCUACGAUUCGGCCCCAGCAUCGACCAGUGUUACGAUUUUUACUUCGCUACCCAGGACGCCGAUCGCAGCUCCACAACUUCUGCAGCUAUCACAGACUUUUAAUUACGAAAUGAUGGUCGGAUCGCUAACUGCAAGCAUGGAACCAUCCAAGCUGAUGUUUCUGUCGCAUCUGUUGGCAAGUUUCUUGUCGAUUUACCUGUGUGAAGGCUUUACCAUCACCGCUAGUCUCACCGAGGAAAUGACCACACGUCAGAACCACGUCCACAAUCGUGGUCACAUCCACGGGCACCUGAAACUUCACAGGAGCACCAACUUCCUCACCUGUUACCAAUCUGACAACCACAGCACGUCUCUCUACGAUUACAAAUCGUACGACAUCCACGGGGCCGAGGAAAUACCUCUGUCAGUUUACAGGGAUAAGGUACUGCUUAUCGUGAAUGUAGCCAGUUUCUGAGGGGCAACUCCCCAAUAUUUAGGAAUGAAUGCACUAGAAAAAGAAUUUAAAGAUUUUCAUAUUUUAGGAUUUCCAUGUAACCAAUUCUGGUUGGUGAGUAGACCACACACUUUUUUUCAUUUUUUCAUUUCAUGCAUUGGUUGCUUUUGCUUUCAUGGUUAUUAUUAUUAUUAUUAUUAUUAUUCUGGCGAAAAUUUUGCGAAAAUGUUACAGGUGUUCAAAUUUUCUGAUUUUUUUCUUCUUUUAUUUCUUUUUCAGUCUUAUUGCCCCAGCCCUAAACAGGACUUCGCUUCCGUCGAACGGCUCCACUACAAACCAAUGAGUGCCAAUGACAUCCGAUGGAAUUUCGAGAAGUUCUUAAUCAACCGUAAAGGAAAACCAGUCAUGCGUUUCGCAACAGCUGUGCUCCCUAAUGAAAUUCGGCCAUACAUCGUUCAUCUUCUAGAAGAGAAAGAAGAAUUUUAAUCGUAUAGAAUGAUGUCUGUAUUUGCGUGUGUGAAUGAGUGAACACGCGUGUGUAUGUGAGGGUGAAUAUGUGUGAGUGUGUGUAAGUGGAAUGGAGAGAGGAAGUGGAUGCUUGUUAAGAUUUAUUUUUCCUUUCACGAAUCUGAUUAGUGAUGGAAAUCCUUGAGAAUUAACAGAUCCUUUUGAUAUAUAGAAAUCCGUCUUGGAUUUCUAUAUAAAACGAACUAGUUAGAUUUGGAAGGGUUGUAUGUAUGUAUAUAUAUAUAUAUACAUGUAUAUGUAUGUGUGUAUGUAUGCAUACAUACAUAUAUAAAUAUAUAGAUUAAAUAUACAUGCAUACAUAUAUAUACAUACAUAUAUAAUAUAUAAUAUAUAUAUAUUUAUUAUAUGCAUAUAAACUAAUAUACAUACAUACAUAUAUGUACGUAGACAGAUUUUAGUAGUUAUUUUUGUUUUUAUAAUUGGUUGCAUGGACCAAAAUAGUGGGUUGGUAGAUUGUUAAAGAGAACAGGAACAUUCUCACGAUGGGACAGUUGAGGUUGCAGGAAAAAAAAGGUCAGAUAAGAUGACAAAGGAUAUAGGAGGUCGGUGUCGGGGGAGGGCAGAAUGUAACUAGAAAUCAAGUUAAUUAAUGGUUACACCACCAGCAACCACACAACCACUACUGCUAACACCACCAAGCAUAUGAGCCAAUGAGCUGAUGAAGGAGUCUUUAUGUGGUCGCCUAGUGUGCUAGAAAUAGCAGUUAAAAUCCAGUCAAAUUUUCUUAAAUCAUGCUCUAGUGAAAAUAGGCAUCACUGACAAUAGAAUAUUGAAACCAGUGUAAGCAGAAUGCAUUGGAUAGAUGUAGCACUAGAAGCCCCUAAAAGAUAGGAUGGUCAUGGGUGGAAUGAUUGCUCACAGGUUGCUCAAUCAGGCAUGACCUGAAGCCUUAGAGGAUAACAUAUAAAAUGACAUAUUUUGUGUAUGUGUAUGUAUUCAAGUAUGCAUAUGUGUAUGUAUGUGUGUAUGUGUAAACAAAGAUGUGUGUGAGCAUGUUUGUGCCUUCUUAUAUAUACAUAUUCACACUAACUCAUACACACAUUUAUACAUAUAUAUGCAUACAUGCUUAUAUAUAUAUAUAUGUGUGUGUGUGUAUGUGUAUUUAUAUAUAAACAUACAUAUAUAUACACACAUAUACAUAUGUAUACAUAUAUAUAUAUUCCAAGGAUUUUCAUAUGUAUGUAUGUAUUCAUAUAUAUAUAUAUAUAUAUAUAUAUAUAUAUAUAUAUAUAUAUAUAUAUAUAUAUAUAUAUAUAUAUAUAUAUAUAUUCCAAGGAUUUUCAUCUCUAAUGAGACUCUGUAUUUUCCCCUCUCAUGCUUUUGCGAGCUAGAAUCUAGCAAUUCAGCAAUUACUCACUGCUGUUAAUUAAUUCAAACGCAAAAUUUCCUCACCCUUUUUUUUUCCGCUUCUUUGAUAAACAAAACAAUAAAUGAAAUACAAAAUAAAUUUUCCCCUUUAAACCUCAAAAUAUACCAUGAAACACAUUCAUAGUGAUCAAAAAAAUCAUCAAGUAGUUUUAUAACCAUUAUUAGUAUUAGUGGUAGUAUUAUUACAAAACUAUUAUCAUUGAUAUGAUUAUUUCCUAUAAGGCAACGAGGUGAUAGAAUCAUUAAAGCUUCAGACAAAAUGCUUAGUAGAACUUCUUGCCGUUUUCUGCAUUCUGAGCUCAAAUCCAGCUGAACUUAACUUCGUAUUUCAUCCUUUUGGGGUCAAUAAAAUAAGUAUCGGUCAAGUGCUGGGGUUAAUGUAAUCAAUUUGUCCAUCCCGUCAAUAUUGCUGGUCUUGUGUCAAAUUAUAAAAGUAAUUAAUAUUUUUAGUAUCUAUAUAAUUUUUAAUUUUCCCUGAUAUGAAAAGUAUUAAUGCAUACUUUAAAAGAAAUUUGAUCUGUGCUAUAUUUAUAAAAAGAAUAACAGUUUCAAAGUUUGGCUCAAGGCCAGCAGUUUUGUGAUGGAGGGGAAAAGUCAGUUACGUUGGACCUCAGUACAUGACUGGUACUUACUUUAUUGACCCUGAAAGAAUGAAAGGCAGAGUUGAUCUUGUGGGGAACCUGAGUUCAGAACAGAGAUGGACAAAAUACUGCUAAGCGUUCAGUGAACUAAUGAUUUCGGCAGCUCACUGCCUUCUUAAUAAUAAUAAUAAUAAUAAUAAUAAUAAUAAUAAUAAUAAUAAUUGUUAUUGUUUAUAAAUAUGUCCAAAGACAGCUGGAAGCUCACCGGUGUCUCACAGUGCCAAGGUCACUUUUCACCUUCAUGACAGAGCCAGCCGAAACCAGCAAGAAUCUGGUGGCCCCUCUUGAUACGAUGCAUUGAUUUGGUCAGAGUUGUGCAUUCCUCUGCCAAGUAGAUCAUCAUGUGUUCUAAUCCUAGCACUGGAGACACUAGUCUGUUUUGGCUUAAGAAAACCAUAAAAAACAAUACAAUACAAUAUAAAUGGUGAAUAAAUUAUUAUUAUUCUCAUCAAUCAA
Messenger RNA from Octopus bimaculoides (California two-spot octopus), 3927 nucleotides. RefSeq names its product glutathione peroxidase-like. NCBI's taxonomy places the organism in Eukaryota, Metazoa, Mollusca, Cephalopoda, Octopoda, Octopodidae. The record is from RefSeq and is a predicted model, not a curated record.